This is a messenger RNA of Selaginella moellendorffii, 2766 nucleotides long. Its product is annotated as beta-galactosidase 8. The coding region runs from base 302 to 2713 and encodes 803 amino acids. Gene Ontology annotation, cellular component: cell wall; vacuole. Gene Ontology annotation, molecular function: carbohydrate binding; beta-galactosidase activity. Gene Ontology annotation, biological process: carbohydrate metabolic process. The record is from RefSeq and is a predicted model, not a curated record. The transcript is spliced from 18 exons. Lineage: Eukaryota; Viridiplantae; Streptophyta; Lycopodiopsida; Selaginellales; Selaginellaceae.
GAAUAGAUUCUCAAGCACAGCAUUCCCUCGAUGCAAUCGCGCCUCCGUCCUGACUGAUGAGGGGAUUCUUGUACCGGUAUCGCCAUUAUUUUCGCUGUCGGGCAGCGAUGUUUCUUCUGGCGCCGCUGCCAUCGAUGCGAGUAUCCCCGCUCAAGCCAAGAGGAGAGCGAGCGAUACCGACAAGGGCUAUCAUGGAAAACGCAGGCCAACAGAUACGACACGAUGGUCACAAGUCAAGCGUUGGCAGAGUUUUCGCAGUUAAGAUCGGCCCUCGGCAGCUCCAGGACGAAGAAAGGAGAAAAUGUGGCUGCUCUCGCUUGCUCUGGUGCUGCUGCUCCAGCUCUCCGCGGCGCAGAACGUUUCCUAUGAUCAUCGAUCGCUUAUACUGAAUGGGAAACGGAGGAUUCUUCUGUCUGGAUCCGUGCACUAUCCUCGAGCGACACCCGAGAUGUGGCCGGGGAUCAUCCAGAAGGCAAAGGAAGGUGGGCUGGAUGUGAUUGAAACGUAUGUGUUCUGGGAUCGGCAUGAACCAUCUCCAGGACAGUACUACUUUGAGGGUCGAUACGACUUGGUGAAAUUCGUGAAACUCGUGCAGCAAGCUGGGCUUCUUGUGAAUCUCCGGAUCGGCCCAUACGUUUGUGCAGAAUGGAACCUCGGAGGAUUUCCCAUCUGGCUAAGGGACAUUCCCCAUAUUGUCUUCAGGACAGACAACGAGCCUUUCAAAAAAUAUAUGCAAAGUUUCUUGACAAAGAUCGUAAACAUGAUGAAAGAAGAAAACUUGUUUGCUUCCCAGGGCGGUCCUAUAAUUCUAGCUCAGGUUGAAAACGAAUACGGCAACGUUGAUUCGCAUUAUGGGGAGGCUGGUGUGAGGUACAUAAACUGGGCAGCUGAGAUGGCUCAAGCUCAAAACACAGGCGUCCCUUGGAUAAUGUGUGCGCAGUCUAAAGUUCCCGAGUACAUCAUUGACACCUGCAAUGGAAUGUAUUGCGACGGCUGGAAUCCAACUCUAUACAAGAAGCCAACUAUGUGGACUGAAAGCUACACUGGCUGGUUCACAUAUUAUGGAUGGCCACUUCCGCACAGGCCUGUGGAGGACAUUGCCUUCGCAGUUGCACGAUUUUUUGAACGCGGGGGUAGCUUCCACAACUAUUACAUGUAUUUUGGGGGAACAAAUUUUGGGAGGACGUCAGGUGGUCCAUAUGUCGCAAGUAGCUAUGACUACGACGCACCUUUAGAUGAAUAUGGCAUGCAGCAUCUUCCUAAGUGGGGACACUUGAAGGACCUUCACGAAACGCUAAAACUGGGCGAAGAAGUUAUUUUGUCAAGCGAAGGACAGCAUAGUGAACUCGGUCCAAAUCAAGAGGCCCAUGUCUAUUCAUAUGGAAACGGAUGUGUGGCAUUCCUUGCCAACGUCGACAGUAUGAACGACACAGUUGUAGAGUUUAGAAACGUUUCCUAUUCCCUGCCAGCUUGGUCUGUGAGCAUUGUUCUUGAUUGCAAAACCGUGGCAUUCAACUCCGCAAAGGUGAAAUCGCAAUCUGCGGUUGUGAGCAUGAAUCCUUCAAAAUCGAGCUUAUCAUGGACAUCAUUCGAUGAACCUGUAGGAAUCUCGGGAUCAAGUUUCAAAGCUAAGCAGCUACUGGAGCAAAUGGAGACGACUAAAGACACGAGUGAUUAUCUGUGGUACACGACAAGCGUUGAGGCGACGGGAACUGGUUCAACAUGGCUUUCCAUUGAAAGUAUGAGGGACGUUGUCCACAUUUUUGUGAAUGGACAGUUCCAAAGCUCUUGGCAUACUAGUAAGUCGGUUCUAUAUAAUUCGGUGGAGGCACCUAUUAAGCUAGCUCCUGGUUCAAAUACAAUUGCACUACUGAGCGCUACGGUUGGCCUUCAAAAUUUUGGAGCCUUUAUCGAGACUUGGAGUGCGGGCCUGAGCGGUUCGCUGAUACUCAAGGGCCUUCCGGGUGGAGAUCAGAAUUUGUCAAAACAAGAGUGGACAUACCAGGUCGGUCUCAAAGGCGAAGAUCUUAAACUUUUCACAGUAGAAGGCUCUCGUAGCGUAAACUGGUCAGCCGUCUCGACAAAAAAGCCUCUGACAUGGUACAUGACAGAAUUCGAUGCUCCACCCGGAGAUGAUCCGGUUGCAUUGGAUUUGGCAAGCAUGGGUAAAGGUCAAGCGUGGGUGAACGGACAGAGCAUUGGACGAUACUGGCCAGCAUAUAAAGCUGCGGACUCGGUCUGCCCCGAGAGCUGUGACUAUCGUGGGAGCUACGAUCAAAACAAAUGCCUAACAGGCUGCGGACAGUCAUCUCAGCGCUGGUAUCACGUUCCUCGUUCUUGGAUGAAGCCGAGAGGAAAUCUUCUGGUCCUUUUCGAAGAAACCGGUGGUGAUCCAUCGAGCAUAGACUUCGUGACGAGAUCCACGAACGUGAUCUGCGCACGAGUUUAUGAAUCCCAUCCAGCUUCCGUGAAGCUCUGGUGCCCGGGUGAAAAGCAAGUCAUCUCCCAGAUACGUUUCGCCAGCUUGGGAAAUCCCGAAGGAAGUUGCGGGAGUUUCAAGGAAGGAAGCUGUCACACGAACGAUCUAUCCAACACAGUGGAGAAGGCUUGCGUUGGACAGAGAAGCUGCAGCUUGGCUCCCGACUUUACCACUUCCGCGUGUCCCGGGGUCCGAGAAAAGUUCUUGGCAGUAGAAGCUCUUUGCUCUUCUUAAUGGUCUGUGCGUUUUUUUUCUUCCUCUAUAGAUUCAAGUCUUUCUUUCGCGUA